Molecule: messenger RNA, 1595 nt
Organism: Aethina tumida (small hive beetle)
Lineage: Eukaryota; Metazoa; Arthropoda; Insecta; Coleoptera; Nitidulidae
Product: fibroin heavy chain-like
Exons: 2
Coding region: 16-1554 (512 amino acids)
Source: RefSeq, a predicted model, not a curated record
CAGAUACAGGAUACAAUGAGAGCUCUGUUGUGCGCCGCCUUAUUGGUCUUAGUGGCCCUCUCUUCGGCUAAAAAAGCCCAAGAAAAGAAACGUAGCACCGGAUUCGAAUACGGAGCUGGUCUCUCCGGUCUCUCUGGUUACUCCAGUUUGGGAGGAGGACUUUCCUCCGGAAUCAGCGGUGACUUUGGCAGCAGCUACAGCAGCUACAGCUCCUCAUCCCUCGGUGGUGCCGGUUUGGGUCUCGAUGCCGGUCUCGCUGGUGCUGGUAUUGGCAUCGGUGCCGAUUACGGUGCUAGCUACGGUGCUGGUUCCCUCGGUCUUUCCGGUUUAGGUUUGGGUAGCCUUGGAUCCGCCCAGUACUAUUCUUCCUACUCUGGUGGUGCUGACCUCGGCUCUGCCGGUCUCUCCGGACUCUCCGUUGGUGCCGGUUACGGUGACGCUGGUUUGGCUAUUGGUAGCGGUUUGGGAGUAUCCAGUGGAUUGGGAGUAUCUAGCGGUUUGGGAAUUUCUUCUGGAUUUGCCAGUGGAGCCGGUUUCGGUUUCGGAGGUGAAAACACCGAAACUAAGGUCAGGAAAGUCGUACAACACGUCAACGUACCAGUCAAGACCCCAUACCCCGUAACCGUCACCAAGGCUGUACAAGUAGCCCAACCCUACCCAGUACAAAUCACCAGGACUGUACCAGUCGUACAACAAUCCAAAGUAGCCGUCUCUGUACCAAAACCAUACGCCGUCAAGGUACCAGUACAAGUACCAGUCGCCGUUAAGGUCAACUACCCAGUCGAAGUACCAAAACCAUACGCCGUAGUCGUUACCAACAAGGUAGCCGUCCCAGUUGACAAGCACGUCAUCGUCAAGGUACCACACACUGUCCAUGUCCCAGUACCAAAACCAUACGCCGUCAAGGUACCACAAGUCCAAGUCGUCCCAGUACCCCAACAAAUCUCUGUCCGUGUUCCACAAGUCGUCCACCAAGGAACUGAACACACCCACAGCACCUUCCCCGUACAAGGAGCUUCCCUUGAUGUCUCCUCUGUCGGUUUGGGCGCCGGUGCAGGAAUCGGUUCCGGAUUCGGCGUCUCCUCCGGAUUGGGAUUGGGUGUCGGCUCUUUGGGCUCUGGCAUCAGCACUGGAUUUUCCUCUGGUGCCGCUGAUCUUGGCGUAAGCUCCGGAUUCUCCGCCGGUGCCGCUGAUUUGGGCGUCAGUUCUGGCUUCUCCUCUGGAAUCUCCUCCGGAAUCUCCUCUGGAAUCUCUUCCGGAAUCUCCUCUGGAAUCUCCGACUUCAGCGUAUCUUCCGGUUCCGCUGGCCUCGAUGCCGGAUUCUCUGGCAUCGGCGCUGGUCUCUCCGGCGGACUUGGCUCCGGCUUCAGCUCUGGAUUCUCCUCCGACGUAUCUUUGGGAUCUGGCUCCUCCUUCGGCAUCUCUGGAGGUGAAGUAAUCAACGCCGCCGCCGACUCCGUCAGCGUCAGCUCCGACGAAGGCUACUCUUACUCCGCCCCUGGAACUCAGCUCGUACGCAGAGACACCAAGACCAAGAGUGAAAAGAAAAACUAAGCUUAAUGUAAAUAAUUAAAUAAAAUAUAAAAUAUCCCUUA